GGACUGCUGCUGUGCGUGCAGCUCUGCAGGGGCACCGGGGAGCUGCGACUGGUUGACGGAGGCAGCCGCUGCGCCGGCCGGGUGGAGGUGAAGCACGAGGGCCAGUGGGGCACCGUGUGCAGCUAUGACUUCAUCUGGGAUGUCCGCGGGGCCUCCGUGGUCUGCAGGCAGCUGGGAUGUGGCACCGUGGCCAGGACUUCCCCAUACACCCCAUUUGGGGCAGGGGCUGGCCGGAUUUGGCUGCAACCCUUCUGCCGUGGCACCGAGACAGCGCUCCACUACUGCCCCCACUAUGGCUGGGGCCAGCACUACUGCGGACAUGACUGGGACGUGGGGGUGACAUGCUCAGAUGCCGUGGAGCUGAGGCUGGUGAAUGGAGGUGGUCCCUGUGCCGGCAGAGUGGAGGUGAAGCUGCGGGGCCAGUGGGGGACGGUGGCAGAUAAUGAAUGGGACAUGGAAGAUGCCGAGGUGGUGUGUCAGCAGCUGGGCUGUGGCUCAGCCAAAAGCGCCCAUGCCUGGACCCGCUUUGGGAAAGGGUCUGGACCAAUUCAUCUGGCUGUCGUUGACUGUCGCGGGGAUGAGUCCGCCCUCUGGGAAUGUACUAUCAAGGGAUGGGAGCUGUACAAUGGAAGCCAUGGCUGGGAUGUUGGCGUGGUCUGCCAAGGGUUUGUGCAGCUGGUCGGUGGGGACAGUGCCUGCUCGGGUCGUGUGGAGGUCAGGCAGGGCCGAGGCUGGGCAACCCUCUGCAAGGCCCACGUGGACCUCAACGCUGCCCAUGUCAUCUGCAAGGAGCUGGGCUGUGGAGCAGCUCUGGCCGUCACCGGGGCAGCACACUUUGGGGCAGGAGCUGGGCCCAUCUGGGACGGGGGCUUUGAGUGUGCAGGCAACGAAUCCCUCCUGUCUGCCUGCACCCGCAGGCUGCCCCAUGGCCAGGGCUGCACGCACACCAGUGACGCUGCCAUCAUCUGCUCCCCCUACACGGGCUUCAGACUGGUGAAUGGCAGCACAGAUUGCACAGGGCGGGUGGAGCUGGAGGCACGCGGCACCUGGGGCUCCCUCUGCGACGCUGGCUGGGACGUGCCCGAUGCCCAGGUGCUCUGCCACCACCUCGGCUGCGGCUUUGCCGCCUCUGUGCCCCGUGGAGGGUAUUUUGGGACAGGGAGCGGCCCGCUGUGGCAGGACACUUUUCACUGCAGCGGGACCGAGUCCCACCUGGGAGAGUGCCCUGCCAUGGCGCUGGGGACCCCCGCCUGCUCACCACGCCACGCUGCCGCAGUCAAUUGCUCAGGUGGUGCUGAACCCCUGCGGCUGGUGGACGGGGAGAGCCGCUGCGAUGGCCGCCUGGAGGUGGCCCUGGGUGGGGCCUGGGGCCGAGUCCUGCCACAGCAGUGGGAUGCCAGCAGUGCCAGUGUGGUGUGCCGGCAGCUCCGGUGCGGCACAGUGCAGAAGGCCUACACCACCCCAGUGCUGGGGCCAGGCUCGAGCCCCCUGGUGCUGGGCGGGCUCCGGUGUGCGGGCACGGAGGCUCACCUGGCCCAGUGCAACGCCACGCUGCACAGCACCGUGCCACCGGGCCACGUCAAGGAGGCAGCGGUUGUGUGUUCGGGGAGCCAGCAGGUGCGGCUGGCGAGCGGCCCUGGGCGCUGUGCUGGGAGAGUGGAGAUCUACGUCCAGGGGACCUGGAGUCACGUCUGCGAGGAUGCCUGGGACCUCCGGGAUGCCGCCGUCGUCUGCCGCCAGCUGGGCUGCGGAGAGGCCCUGGCAGCGCCCGGCUCGGCCCACUACGGCCGGGGCUUGGGGCCAGUGUGGCUGGGCGCCGGCGGCUGCUCCGGAGCUGAGGCAAUGCUCUGGGACUGCCCAGCCCCAUCCCCGGCCCCAGCCCUGGGGCAGCGUGGUUGCAAGCAGGGCGCCAGUGUGGCAGCCAUCUGCUCAGGUCAGUGCUCCCUGCGGCUGGCGGGCGGCAGCAGCUGCACCGGGCGCCUGGAGGUCUUCUACAAUGGGACGUGGGGCAGCGUGUGCGCCAAUGGCACCAGCCCCGCCACAGCCGCCGUGGUGUGCCGGCAGCUGGGCUGCGGAGCCACGGGACGGCUGGCAUCUGCACCGGCAACCACACAGGGCUCAGGCCCCGCGUGGCUGGCCUGGGUGCAGUGUGAGCUGGGGGCCGACUCCCUCUGGCACUGCCCCUCAGCACCCUGGCAGCUGCAGCCCUGUGACUUCCCUGGAGACACCCACAUCACAUGUGACGGGGACCCUGGCAGCACCAGAGUGACUCCCACGCCAGCCAUGGCAACUGGAUGCCCAGACGGCGCAGCCUGCACAGGUGCCCACAGGAGCCCCACAGCGGGUGCUGGGGCCAUGCCAGUGCCCACCAUCCUCUGCAUCAUCCUGGGGACCCUGCUCUGCCUGGCCCUGGGGGCUCUCGCCAUGCAGGCAUGGCGCACCAUGGCUCAGCACAGAGGCCCUGGCAGAGCUGGAGACACAAUCUCUGAGGCCGUCUAUGAGGAGCUCGACUAUACUCUGACGCCGGAUUACCAGGAGGUGCACAGUGGCUCAGACACCCCUGCCCUGUCCAAGCAUGACCCCCCGGAUGGGUACGAUGAUGCCGUGGCCAUGCAGCACCCGAGAGAGGCCGCUGCUCUGGGGCUGAGAGACGGAGAUUUCUCUGAGGCAGCGGCGCAGGCAGUGGGGAGCCGGCCCUCACUGAACCACCCGGAGCCGCCGGGAGCCACAACAGACGCCCCAGCCUCAGUGCCCAAGGACGUGGGCUACGAUGAUGUUGGUGUCAGCGGCCCCAGGACGUCACUCCACCACAUGCUUGCCAGUGGUGUCCAGGAUGAGCUGCUCCAUCACCUUGGCAGGGAUCGAGCCUACACGGGCUUCAGACUGGUGAACGGCAGCACAGAGUGCACAGGGCAGGUGGAGCUGGAGGCGCACAGCACCUGGGGCUCCCUCUGCGAUGCCGGCUGGGACAUGCCUGACACGCAGGUGCUCUGCCACCACCUCGGCUGUGGCUUUGCCACCUCCGUGUCCCACGGAGGGUGUUUCGGGACAAGGAGCGGCCCGCUGUGGCGGGACACUUUUCACUGCUGUGGGACCGAGUCCCACCUGGGAGAGUGCCCUGCCAUGGCGCUGGGGACCCCUGCCUGCUCGCUCGGCCAUGUUGCCGCAGUCAAUUGCUCAGGUGGUGCUGAACCCCUGAGGCUGGUGGAUGGGGAGAGCCGCUGUGACGGGCGCCUGGAGGUGGCCCUGGGUGGGGCCUGGGACCAAGGCCUGGCCCAGUGCAAUGCCACACUGCACAGCUCUGUGCCACCAGGCCGCACCCAGGAGACGGCGGUUGUGUGCUCAGGCGCGUGUGCCGGGAAGGGCCCCAGGGCACCACAGGGGCCCGAGCAGCUGCCCCAGCCUGGGCUGUCUCUGGCUGCAGGGAGACGACAGGUGCGGCUGGUGAGCGGCCCCAGGUUCUGCCCCAGCAGAGUGGAGGUCUAUGUCCAGGGGGCCUGGAGCUGCAUCUGCAAGGACACCUGGGACCUCUGGGACGCCGCCGUCGUCUGCCACCAGCUGGGCUGCGGCCUGCUGGCAUUUGUAUGCAGCCCAUACCGGAAUGCUGAGGUCUGA
This is a messenger RNA of Dromaius novaehollandiae (emu), 3615 nucleotides long. RefSeq names its product scavenger receptor cysteine-rich type 1 protein M130-like. Gene Ontology annotation, biological process: zymogen activation. Lineage: Eukaryota; Metazoa; Chordata; Aves; Casuariiformes; Dromaiidae. The record is from RefSeq and is a predicted model, not a curated record. The transcript is spliced from 16 exons. Gene Ontology annotation, cellular component: plasma membrane. The annotation marks the transcript as partial. Gene Ontology annotation, molecular function: serine-type endopeptidase activity.